UGUACCAUUACAGCCCAGCUGCUCAGAGAGAAAUCACCUAACCCAGCCUCAGAGUCAGCCUGCUGUCCUGUGGCCACGGCGGGGCGCCUUGGACACCUGUGAGGCUCUGCCGAGACCCCUCUGUGAGCUCCCUCCACUUGGACUGCCACACCCACUCCCUGCCAACGACAGCCCAGGGUAGGACACCGUCCCAGCCUUCAGGAGACAGAGGAGAGUGGGUGGAAAGGAAGGUAAAUGGGGGCCCGGCAGUCCAGGGCGCAGUCCAAGGACAAGGGCCCCAAGGGGAUGGUGCUCCUGCGGGGCAGGCAGAAAUUCUCCCCGUGGGAUGACACUCUGCUCUUGGGAAAGGACCCACGCUCUCUGCUGAAGCGGGGCAUGCGCCACGUCAGCUUCAGCCUGGUCACCAAGGGCAUGACAGAUGUCCCUGACUUUCUGUGGGGCUUGUCUGAGGUCCAGAAACUCAACCUUUCUCACAACCAGCUCAGGGUUCUGCCCCCUGAAGUGGGGAGGCUGAGUCGGCUGGUGGUCCUGAACCUGUGUGGGAACCGUCUGAAGAGCCUGCCCCGAGAAAUCAGCCUCCUUAGGAGCCUGAAGGUCCUGUUUGUCAACAUGAACUGCCUGACGGAGCUACCGGCUGAGCUGGGAGCCUGCAAGAGUCUGGAGGUCCUGAGCCUGUCGCACAACCGUCUCUCCCAGCUUCCCGCCAGCGUGGCUGACCUCUCCCGACUGCGGAAGCUGAACCUUAGCAACAACUACUUUGCUCACAUCCCCAUCUGUGUAUUCUCACUGAAGGAACUGGAUUUCCUGCACAUGGGCUCCAAUCGCCUGGAAAACAUCGCUGAGAGCAUCCAGUGCCUGGCCAGUCUGCAGAUCUUCAUCGCAGAGAACAACAAUAUCCACUGCUUCCCGAGGUCACUCUGCCUGCUCUCAAACCUGGAGCUGCUGAACUUGAACAACAAUGACAUCCAGACCCUCCCGAAUGAGCUCUACCUGCUGUGUAGACUGGUGAAGAUCGCUUGGAAUCCCAUGGACAAAGGGCUCCACAUUUCCCACAACCCUUUAUCCAAGCCUCUGCCGGAGCUAGUGGAGGGGGGCCUGGAGAUGCUGUCCAGCUACCUGAAGGACAAAAAGCAUAGCUGAGUGCACACCUGGGACACUCAGUGGGACUCUGUCAGAGGGGUACUUCUCUAGCCUAGACUUUCUCUGCUUACUUUUUAUGUUGGUCAAUGCCUGUGCUAGUAUUUGCCAAAUUGUAUUGAACACCUGCUCUAGGGAGGUGUUUGCUUUUAGCUCUAUGUGUUCCUGAGAGCCGCGUUAUGUUAUGUUCGUCUCAUUUAAACAUAAAUUGAAACAGGGCUUUGGUUUUCUCC
Messenger RNA from Manis javanica (Malayan pangolin), 1370 nucleotides. The record is from RefSeq and is a predicted model, not a curated record. NCBI's taxonomy places the organism in Eukaryota, Metazoa, Chordata, Mammalia, Pholidota, Manidae.